Molecule: messenger RNA, 2019 nt
Organism: Porites evermanni
Lineage: Eukaryota; Metazoa; Cnidaria; Anthozoa; Scleractinia; Poritidae
Source: the annotation of a GenBank genome assembly
AUGAGAAGUCCUUUUGGGCACAAGGAAAAGGAUAAGGUAUUGGAAAGGGCCAGCAAGUCAUGCCAAAGCUUCUUAGAUCUUCGCGGGCAGAACAUCACAAGUGUACCUCGAGAGGUUUUGACGAAGCCUCUCAUCCUCAACUUGAGAAUCCUAGAGCUAAGUUAUAAUGGCCUUCAGUCAAUACCAAGAGAAAUCUGCUACCUGGUUUGCUUGGAGGAACUUUAUUUAGGAAAAAAUGAUCUGAAAACAUUGCCCAGAGAUUUUGACAAAUUGUCUACACUAAAGAAGCUUAGCCUGGUGCACAACGGUUUUCAGGAAAUUCCCUUCUGCCUCUCGCAUCUUCUUUUGCUAGAAUGGCUCAAUUUUUCUGGUAAUGUCAUUGAGAUUAUUCCACCGUGGUUGCUCUGCUUGCCACAUCUUCGCCACCUCUAUAUCCUCUAUAAUCUGAUAGAGAAUAUUCCUAGAGAAGUGUAUAUACAUGGAAUUGAGAAAAUGUGCAAGUACUUUAGAAUAAAGACCAUGAUGAAAGUUGAAAGCAAAGGUGCAGACUUGAAUUACCAACUGUUGCUUUCUCCUACAAGAAAAAGUUUGCCCUCUUGUAAAGUAAAACUCUGCACAAGGCAUCAAGGCAGCUGUAAAUGUGAUCAGGAUUUGUCACAUCACCCAGGCACAGAAUCCAAAAGCUUGCCUAAAGAGGUACCUCCUGCAAGUAUUUCUGAAUGUUUGUCAAAAAAUGAUCUAUUCAAUCCAGCUGUGCCAUCCUCUGAGAGCCCACUUGGCCCAGGAUACUUAGACCAGCACCAGCACACAGUGUCAGGAUUAAUGGCGUCACAGCUCAAUCAACUGAACCUCAUAAAAGAGCAAAGAGAAAAGAUCCUGCUGAGGCAAGAGAUAAGAAAGCUUAACAUUGACUAUCUUCAACAAAAGAAGAACCAGCAUCAACCUGAAAAGGUUUCAUUUUCAAGGAGGAAGUUAGAUUUUAGUCUUGAUUUAGAGAACCUUGGGAAGAGACGUAGGUGUAUGACAACUAGUGAGUAUGGAACAUGCUCAUCUUUUACAGAAAGUGCUGACAUGGCAAUGCACUUGCCUUUACUCAGAAAAGAUUCAUUCUUGAGUUAUCAGUCAAUGUCGGAUGAUGCUGUAAACAACAAUAAAGCUUUAAGAAUAAGAAACCUCUCAAGUGAUGACAGCAGUUCAUGCUUGAGUGAUAUCUCUGAUGAUGAUUAUGAUGUUGAUUCAGAGGUGGAGUCACUCCCUGACAGGCGUCGACACAUAACUCUUGGAGACAUCUGUGUCAUCAUUCCUGAGGAAAACCUCUCUGGGUAUCUUCAGCAUGAAUUCACUCUUGAUGUUGUUGAGGAUGUGUCACUCCACCCUAAGCUUGGUCAUCUUCACGUUGUUGCAAGUGAAGUAAUUGAGAUGGAACCACAUGGAGCAAGAUUUUAUGAAGAUGAUCCGGCUGUUAUAAGCCUACCUUGUGACGUCAAAGUGGGAAAGAAUGAUCAUGUGAUAUGUCUUUGCAGUGACACAGGUGUUGGACAAAGGGUAAAAUGGGAGAGAAUGAGCCCUAAGGACUACAAUGUGUUUGCUUCGCAUGUGGAAAUCAAAGCCUACCACUUUAGUCUCUUUGCCGUUGUUGUUUCAAAAGGCUACCCUGAGGCUCGUAAGACUAUCAGGGCUGGAGUUGGUGGUUGUCUUUAUGUUUCUGAAGUUCCUGGCGUGGAAGUUCUUUUUCCAGAAACGUCACUGCUUUAUGACAUUGAAGCCUCCAUCAAGGUCCUUUAUGCAGAUAAGCCUUAUAAUGUGGAUCAUUCAGAUGCAGAUGCACUUGCUCUUGCUACACCUGUUGUCAAGUUGGGUCCUCAUGGCUGUGUCUUCAAUCCUGACACACAUGAUUUUGUGACUGUUCGUUUGCCAUUACCAGAUGGCAAGGAAAUUCAAGAGAGGUAUGGAGACAGACAGCUUACUUUCAUCUGUGGAGCAUUUCUCAUACUUCAGAGUUUUAUGGGACAUCAUUGA